Messenger RNA from Funneliformis geosporum, 1074 nucleotides. Lineage: Eukaryota; Fungi; Glomeromycota; Glomeromycetes; Glomerales; Glomeraceae. The record is from the annotation of a GenBank genome assembly.
AUGUUGAAUGAUAAAGAAUCAUUGGAAUUUAUCAAAAUCGACCAAGAUAGUGAUCAUGCUCCCAAAUUUUCUAUUGCAGAUGAUAUUUCAGAAGUAUAUGGCAUACCUAGGAUUCAUAAAUGUAUUAAUAGCCAAAAACCUUUAAGAGCUGUGAUUGAUAUAGAUGCUUCACAAGAAGAUAUGGAAACAACUGAUGUUAAGAUGCAAGAACUGGGAGAACAUUCUCAAUGGAUUACAUUUACUGAAUUAGUAUAUACUAUAACUGAGAAAAAAUUUGGCAAGUUUAUCAAUCAAAAAUUACCUGAUCAAAAUUUUAACCUUUGUCUUAUUGGUUCGAUAAAAAAAGAAUUUGAAAUAAGAUCUCGAAUGCUUAGUGAAGAAAAAAAUAAUAAUCCAUUAAGAAUAAUCAUAGGUCAGAAUGUAUUGCAAAAAUGCAUGAAACUUGUUUUGCAAAAUCAUUCUAACUAUCUUAAGGAUUGGACUAUCAAAGAAAAGGACUCAGAAAACUUCGUAUAUUUUAACUGGAAAGGUCCACUAGAAUGCCUACUAUGUAAACGUAUACAUGACAAGGAUCAGCAGUGGUUCAGUCGUGUAUAUGCUAGCAGUAAAACAUUUAUUGUAAAAUGCUUUUGGCAAGGAAGUAAUGAAUCAGAGAAAGAUAAAGGCGACAGAAUAUAUGAGGAGAGAUAUGUAAGACCAUUACCCAAUGAAAGUGAUAUCUAUGUAAAAUCACCUUGGGAGACAGGAAAAACAUAUAUUCUAGAGCAUCUUAUUAUAUCUGAUAAUGUGAAUUUAUUAGUAUUAUCCACAUGUCACUCUUAUUCAAAUGUUGUUAAUAUAAGACUUAAUCUCAAAUCAUAUUGUGAUAUUGAUGAUAAUAUAAAUCUACCUGAUCAUAAGAGGGUAGUUUGCCAGUUAGAAAGCUUACAUCAGAUUACUAAUAAUUUAUCUAUAAUUGCUCAAACACAAAAUCGUCUGGUGGGUCAAUCAAUAGAAAAGUUAUAUAAAUUAAUCCAAGAGGCGAGACGUAUUAUUGUUAUGGAUAAUAACCUAACUGACCUCAAUAUUGAAUAG